AUGCUAAGUCGUAAUAAGUUGCGUGAAAUUUUAAUGAAACAGCAUAAAGUUUUUCGAAAAAGCAAUGUGAAACCGUCUAAGAAAUCAAAUGGAAGAGGUAAAAGUACCAAUUUGAAAACUCAAAAUGAGAAAGUCUUAGUUGAGAAUAUAGAGAGCAACGAUACAAAUGCAAUGGAAUUGUUCGGACGACGUACUCCAGUCGAAUAUUUCACUUUAAUAGAGAAGGAUUUGCAUUAUAUUAAACCGAACGAGCAUACGGACUAUAGCAAACUGGAUAUAUUUCAUCGUGCUGUUAGUCCAAUUAUCGUUAUAGGCCAAUGCUUUGCGCUACUGCCAGUUCUCGGCGUGAGGCAUGCAAAUCCGCGUCACUUGCGCUUCUCAUUUCGAUCCUUCCAGGUGCUGAUCACUCUGAUAUUUUUGAUAGCCAGCUCUAUAUUUAAUCUUGCGAUAAUAAAACAUUUGGCAAAAAUUGGAAUAGAUGCAAAAAAUUUGGUUGGCAUCAUGUUUUUUACAUGCGUCCAAUCAUCAACAAUACUCUUCUUCUCGCUGGCAUAUCGAUGGCCACGUCUUAUUCGCCUUUGGACACGCACUGAAAUGAUUUUCAUACGAAAACCAUACGAAAUACCCAAAUGUAAUUUAUCAACUCGAGUGCGCCGCGCUGCCAUCGCAAUAAUUUCAAUAUCAGCAGUUGAGCAUUCAAUGUAUCUGAUCUCAUCGGGAAUCUCACAAUAUCGCAAGGCACAUAUUUGUGCCGCUGCUCAAAACACCACGUUUCACUUCACCUUCCAAGAGUUCACCUACAGGAAUUAUGACUACGUAUAUGAAUUGCUGCCAAAUACCAGAUUAGUUGGCGGUCUCAUUUUGGUUGUAAAUCUGGUUUGCACUUUCGUGUGGAAUUAUAUGGAUAUUUUCAUAAUGAUGAUAAGUCAAGGCAUCGCAUAUCGUUUCGAACAAAUAAAGAUGCGUAUAAACAGUUUGCUGGACAAGGAAGUACCUGAGACGGUCUACAUGGAGAUCCGCGAGCACUAUAUUAAACUAAUCGAACUACUCGAAUAUGUGGAUGAGGAUAUGUCAGGCAUUAUUUUACUAUCCUGCGCGAAUAAUUUAUAUUUUGUUUGCUACCAAUUGCUGAAUAUAUUCAAUAAACUACGGUGGCCAAUUAAUUAUGUAUACUUUUGGUUUUCGCUUCUCUUCUUAAUUGGACGUACGGCUUUCGUUUUUAUCACAGCAGCAUCCAUCAAUGACCAAGCAAAAGACGCAUUGGGUGUACUGAGACGAGUACCGGCGAGAACUUGGUGUGUCGAGGUGGAACGUUUAAUAUUUCAAAUGGCAACAACGACGGUGGCAUUAUCUGGCAAAAAAUUCUACUUUCUCACAAGGCGUUUACUAUUUGGGAUGGCAGGGACUAUAGUUACCUAUGAGUUGGUGCUGCUGCAAUUCGAUGAACCCAACCGUUCCAAAGGUCUGCCCGAUCUAUGUACAUUCAACUGGUUACACCCACAGAGCAUAGUGUUGAAAUUGUCGUCUGAGCCACCACCCGCCUGCCAUGUUCAUAUUUGCGAUUAUAUCCUACGAUCAAAACUUAAACUUUUGCCCGUAAUUGUGGCAUUUACAUUUUUGUACUCUGUGCGUGAGCGAGUGCCAGUAAAAGCCGGCAUGUCGCAGCAGCUGCAGGAUCAAACCUUCCACAAAUGUGUUUCCAAAGUACUCUUCAUAUCGCAAUUUUUCGGUUUAUUGCCCGUUUCGAAUCUAACCGCAGCUGAUGUGCAACGCGUUCAUUACAACUGGUGCAGUGUACGCACCCUGUACUCGGCGGUGGUAAUACUGCUAAAUUUCACAGAAUUUGGGACAGUUAUAUUUGCCGUGUUCAAAGCGGGAAUAUCUUUUCACUACUCAGGCACAAUAUCCUUGUUCGUGGUAUGCUUGCUGGAGCAUAUCUACUUUUGGCGUUUAGCUACAAAGUGGCCGUUCAUCAUACGCGAAUGGCGUCGCACUGAGGAGAUAUUCCUCCGUACACCCUAUCGAAUUUAUGCGACAUAUAAUAUGAAGGCGCGCAUUUACGCAUUAAGUUUUAUGGUUAUGUGCAGCGCACUCGUGGAGCAUUGCUUUCUUGUGUUCAAUUCCUUUCAUAAAAGCAAUUUAGAGCGUAUCCAAUGCAAGUUUAACGUUAGCUUCUGGGAGAGUCUCUACAGGCGGGAGAGACCACAUUUAAGUAAAUUUUUGCCGUUUAAUAUUUGGUAUUUGCCUGUGAUGGAGUGGAUCAAUUUAACGUUGGCUUACCCAAGGUCGUUUACUGAUGCCUUUAUCAUUUGCGUUAGCAUUGGCUUGGCAGCACGUUUUCAUCAGCUCCAUCUACGGAUCGAAGCGGUCCAUAAUAAGACACUUCCAACGCUGUUUUGGACCGAAGUUCGUGAACAUUUUCUGGAGUUGCUGCAUCUUAUGAAAUUAGUUAACGACAACAUAGCGCCAUUGAUACUAUUGGCAUGCAGCAAUAAUAUGUAUUUUAUUUGCUUUCAGCUAUUCAACAGUUUUCAGAAUAUUGGCGUUGAUCUGAUUGCUGUAAUCGCCUUUUGGUAUUCCCUGUUCUUUGCCAUUUCUCGUACUGCUCUCACACUUUUUAUAGCUUCUUCUAUAAAUGACUACGGUAAACGUAUAUUAGUGACUCUGCGUAGUGUACCGAGCACGUCGUGGUGUGCUGAGGCACAACGGUUCAGCGAGCAGUUAGCCUUCGAUUUAACGGCCUGGUCUGGAUGUGGUUUCUUCUAUAUAACGCGACAAUUAAUUUUAGCGAUGGCUAGCACAAUCUUCACGUAUGAGGUGAUGGUUUCAGAUGUCAUCAAUAAAGGGUCCAUUCAGCAGAUAACAAAUUAUUGCAAGCAGAUUGAGUACGAGCAUGAAAAUGAGUAAAUUUGGAAUAAGUUCCU
Messenger RNA from Anastrepha obliqua, 2924 nucleotides. RefSeq lists its product as uncharacterized. Gene Ontology annotation, cellular component: membrane. Gene Ontology annotation, molecular function: sweet taste receptor activity. Gene Ontology annotation, biological process: detection of chemical stimulus involved in sensory perception of taste; sensory perception of sweet taste. Lineage: Eukaryota; Metazoa; Arthropoda; Insecta; Diptera; Tephritidae. Bases 1 to 2907 code for a protein of 968 amino acids. The record is from RefSeq and is a predicted model, not a curated record. The transcript is spliced from 19 exons.